Nerophis lumbriciformis (worm pipefish) is the source of this 3066-nucleotide messenger RNA. RefSeq names its product death-domain associated protein (gene daxx). NCBI's taxonomy places the organism in Eukaryota, Metazoa, Chordata, Actinopteri, Syngnathiformes, Syngnathidae. The record is from RefSeq and is a predicted model, not a curated record. Gene Ontology annotation, molecular function: transcription corepressor activity; nuclear androgen receptor binding; transcription coactivator activity. Gene Ontology annotation, biological process: nucleosome assembly; negative regulation of DNA-templated transcription; regulation of apoptotic process. Gene Ontology annotation, cellular component: PML body; nucleus.
CGCUCAUCGGACAUUGUCAAGAAGGCGCCGACACAUCUGCCUCUUUACUGUAUGUCCAGGCUACAGCGUUUUUAUUUAAACACACAUAAACCUCCAUUUCAUGAGGUGUGACGUUUUUAUUUUAUUCUAAUUGUUCGUUAUGUAGUUCCGAAUAUUUCUCGCUAACGUCCAACUUCAAAAAAGCCGCCACCGCGCUAACUAGCUCGCCAAUGCUAACGUCAGCGAACGAGUAUCGUGUGGAUGAAGCCUCGGCGAGGUCGACUCUUUAACAUUUGUUGCGAGCCGCCAAUAAAUAAAGAAGACGACGACAGCUGCCCAUUCACCAAGAGGUCGGUUGAAGAGGAGAUUGUUGUGGGGAAAGUCUUGUGGCCCUGUUGGUGUCAGAAUAACGGGCUACUAUGGCGGUGGCUCCUGCCUCCAUUGGAGACAAAAUCAUCAUCCUGGACUAUGACGAAGAGGAGUCUCCGAGACCGUCGUCUUCCGCUUUGGCCUCGUCCUCUUCUCAGGAUAAAGCCCGAGCCGUCUCGUCGCUCCGAGCACAGCAGCCCACCCCGACCCACAUCACCCAGUCCCCUUUUGCGACGGCCAAGAAGGAGAAGCACGUUCUUCAAGCAGAGAAUGAAAAGUUAUUUUCAGAGUUUGUAGAAUACUGCUCGGCGAUGACAGAGGACUGUCCCCAGGUGAUGGCCUUCCUUCAAACCAAGCACUCCAAAGCCUGUCCGGUCUACCUGACGUCCGUGGAGUUCCGCAACAGUUUGGGCCGAUGUUUGACCCAAGUUCAGGCGAACCGCUCCAAGACCUUUGUCUACAUCAACGAACUGUGCACGGUGCUGAGGCAGCACGCCGCCAAGAGGAGGCAGACAGUGACUGCGGUCGAGCUCGCCCCCUCUACCUCGACAUUGAAUUGUCUACCGUCUACUUCGGUCAAGCGCCAAACCAGAAGACAGACUAAUGUUGAGACGAGUGAGCAGGAAGCUAGCGGCAAACCAGCAGCAGAAGAUAAACAGACUACGUCAGACCUUCAGGAUGACCAGCAGAAAGCAGAGAAAAAGGCAACGAGGGCGUCUCGGAAACAGAUCGCAUACCUGGAGAAGCUGCUGAAGGUCUACAACGAUGAGAUCUGCCAGCUUCAGCGUGCUGAGCUGUCUCUUGACGACAUGGGGGCUGAGGACUCCUUGUACAUCCAGGAGCACAAGCUCAAGCGCAAGAUGAUGAAGAUUUACGAAAAGCUUUGUGAGCUGAAGGGCUGUGGAUCACUGACAGGCCGAGUCAUCGAGCAGAAGAUUGUUUACGGUAGCACGCGCUAUCCUGAGAUCAACAAGAAGAUCGAGCGCUUCAUCAACAGCCCUGAGGCCCGGAAGAACCCGCCUGACUACCAGGACAUCCUGCAGCAGGUUCUGCUAGCCAACAAGCGCCACAACCUGUGCCUGAGCAGGAAGCAGCUCAACCAGAUUGCCCAGGAAGCCUUUAGGGAGACUGGCAGCCAGAUCCAGGAAAGGCGCCACCUGGACCUGGUCUACAACUUUGGUUCCCAUUUAACGGAUGGCUAUGUGCCCGCCAAAGACCCGGCGCUGGUGGACCAAUCGCUGCUACGGAAGCUGCGCUCAAACCGGGAGGUGGCUCUGAACCACCUGGAGGACGUCAUCAGCAAAUAUGCAGUCCAACAGGAGGACACAGAGGAGCAAGACAGGAUGCGACGACAGGGCAAAGACAGCAAGGAGGGCUCAAAGGCAGAAGGAACCAAAGCAGUCAACGGGGUGGAGGAAGAAGAAGAGGAAGAGGAGGAUGAAGACGAUGCGUCCUCAGACCCAGACAUCGAGGAAGAGAUCCAGGCCAGCACCCAGCAGAAUGGUGCAGACGAUGGCGACAACGAGGACGAUGGCGACAACGAGGAGGAUGGCGAAAACGAGGAGGAUGGCGACAACGAGGAGGAUGGCGACAACGAGGAGGAUGGCUACAACGAGGAGGAUGGCGACAACGAGGAGGAUGGCGACAACGAGGAGGAUGGCGACAACGAGGCGGAUGGCGACAACGAGGCGGAUGGCGACAACAAAGCGGAGCAAACAUUGGACGCCCACAACACGGAAGAUCAGACGUUGCCAAGAAGCGUCCCUAUGGCUGAGGCAACAACGGGAAGCGUAAAAGACAAGGCGCUGACGAGUGAGGGGCUCUCCCGUCUCUCCGAUGUCACCAAGUCGCUUAUCACGCCAGUGUCGGACGUCACAUCUGCCAGCAACAGUCCCAGCCAAUCGGAGUCCUCGCACGCACCCUCAGCCAACGGUACCAGCAACAUAGCCAACGACAGGGCAUCCUCGCCGAUGCUCCCAGCAAUGUUUGCAAAGUGCAACUCACCCUUUUCUAACGGCACAUCGCCACUGAGAAAGAGCCUGAAGAGGAAGAGGAAGGUCAUAAAGAAUCACAUCAGCGAGGUGGGUAUGCUGCUGGAUAUGGGUGUCAUCUGCGCCUCUCCACCGCAGGCUGAGGGCGAUCAAGCCGAGACGUCUGACUGUGAACUGGUCAGCAGCUCGCAUUCGCCGCCUCCCAAGAAAAACAAGGUCAACGUCGCCACUCAGUGCGACCCUCAGGAAAUCAUUGAGCUCUCAGACUCGGAAUGACGUUUCUUCAGUGCGGACAGUGACAAAUUGACCAAGUCCUGCCGCCACAUAUCAAAAGAAAAUAAACACUUAUGUCUUUUAGCUGCUCGAUCGGAUGUGAACUUCCUCUCAGGAUGCCCCACAACACAUUUUUUAAAGAGUGUUUGUGGUCCCCACCACGGGGCACGAGUACACAAGUCAGUUUACAUUUUUUAUACUAUUUUUAUUGCGUGAGCUGGUCCUGCUGUCAUAUGUUCACUGCAAUAUUUUAAUUAUGUUUUCACCUUUUUUUUUUGUCCAAGGUCUUAUUUGAAAAUCCUGAGGUGAGUGGCAAUGGAGCAUCUUAAAGUGGCCACACUUUUAGCAUUUUAGCGCUUUAGCGAGCAGCAGCAAUUGUGAUUUAUAGUGCGAGUGCAACCAUCCAACUUUGACCUAAAAAAAAAUCAAAUAAAGUUUAUAUUUUGUAUCAUGA